Messenger RNA from Thermothielavioides terrestris NRRL 8126, 814 nucleotides. RefSeq lists its product as uncharacterized. The transcript is spliced from 3 exons. Lineage: Eukaryota; Fungi; Ascomycota; Sordariomycetes; Sordariales; Chaetomiaceae. The record is from RefSeq and is a predicted model, not a curated record. Bases 88 to 678 code for a protein of 196 amino acids.
AGCCGGCCCCGAACACUUGCGGCGGCGAGACAGCGCAUUCAACCUCCGGACCUUGACCCGUCCACACAACCGCAACCAGCUGCCACCAUGGCGUCCAAGGCGGCAGCGAAAGCUGCAGGCGGCGUCGUCAGCAUCACCAAGAAAUACACGCUCCAAUCCGAAGGCAUCUGGGAGCGCAUCCGCCGCGCGACCGCGAUCGACCCGAACCGGUCCAACGGCGUGCCGCUGAACCCGUACAACCGCUCGCCCGCGCCGGGCUCCAACGACCCGCUGCAGUACGACGACCCGGUCACGGUGCCGGCCGGCGACAUCGCCGACAACCCGUACUGGAAGCGCGACGCCCGCCGCGCCUACCCGCGCCACAGCGUCGUCGGCCAGGCCCACCAGGUCGCCCUGCUGACCGUCGGCAGCGCCGCCGAGCCGCGCGUCGAGCUCGUCGGCGACGCCGGCUCCAAGGCCCUCGUCGCCGCCGAGCAGUCCGGCCGCGACGGCGGCGUCGCCCUCUACCUUCAGAACAGCGGCGCCGACGAAGCCAAGCGCGUGCUCGCCAUGUCCGGCGGCCUGCCGCCGCUGCCCAGCGGGCAGAGCCUGGCGAGUGGCAAGUGGGAUGUGCACAAGUACGACCUGGACACGGAGCAGUCGUACCCGGAGGACUACCCGUGCAGGUCAUUUGUAUGAAGGGGGUUUGGGAGGGCCGGUGAGGAACCGGCUGUACAUAGACGCAUGGCAGGCAGUGGGAUAGAGCAGGUGUGCAGGCGAGGACGGCGAUGCUGUGUUUGCUAGAUUGCGCUGCUUCUCUUUGUCUGAUCGACCA